UUUCUUGAUUCUACUCAAACGGCUCAGCCGCAUUCAAGGAAAAAGUUGUUCCCCUCUUUAAAACUGACAACUAUUAAGUGGCGCUGUGUGGCACAUUUCUCCUGUCCAACCACCCUGACGGCCUUUAAGUUCAUCUACAUAAUACUCAAUAUCAUAGCAGUCAAUUUAAAAAUUGGAGUCCUCUAAAGCUUGAUGAUGCUAACGAAAACGUGGGUUCAGAAAAUUGGUUUUGUUUUGAGUUUGCUGGUUUGUUUGUUUUUAUGCGGUUCAGUUGUGAGUGGUGCUAAUACCGCGGCGGAGGAGUGCAACGAUGUGUUCCAGAAGAUGAUGACAUGUUUGGAUUUUGCUAAAGGGAAGAGCCCAACACCUUCCAAGGAGUGUUGCACUUCCAUUAAGGAUAUAAAAGAAAGCAAACCCAAGUGCCUGUGUUGUAUCAUUCAGCAAAGUCAUGGCGGAACUGACAUGCUCAAGAGCUUGGGUGUGCAGGUGUCAAAGCUGCUUCAGCUUCCCACUGCUUGUCAAUUACAAAAUGCUACCAUCACUGACUGCCACAAGCUUUUAGGUCUAUCUCCUAGCUCUGCGGAUGCGGCAAUCUUCACAAAUGCUUCCACGACAGCUGCGCCCAUGACAACCUUGGGGGCAUCGUUACCAGACAAAGCUGAUUCUGCUCCAAAUGCGGCCAAACAUGGGCUGUGUCUUGUUGGGCCAACCCUGGUAAUCACUAUGGUCGCCUUUCUCCUGGCUUCGGCUACCGGGUCCGAAUCUAUGCUUAUUGUUCAAUAAAUGGGGUUAAAAAAUUAUCGUCACGGGCUUGCAUGAAAACUCUAUUUUCUCAUCGCUUUCAUUGUUGUUUUUCUUGACUUUUUAGGACCAUGUUCAUCUUUAUUGACUUACAAAGCAUUAUCCCCUCAACUCAAGGCAAAAUAGGGAUUUUAUAUUAUUUUAUUCUUAAUUUAAAAUUAUAUUAAUUUUGAGUUA
Molecule: messenger RNA, 978 nt
Organism: Mangifera indica (mango)
Lineage: Eukaryota; Viridiplantae; Streptophyta; Magnoliopsida; Sapindales; Anacardiaceae
Product: non-specific lipid transfer protein GPI-anchored 1-like
Exons: 2
Coding region: 193-783 (196 amino acids)
Source: RefSeq, a predicted model, not a curated record